AUGGAGAAGAUCAGUGAGUUGGCGGAAUUGGCCACAUCCCAGCCAAACGAAUGUCAUCAGAUUCUGGCCGAGAAGCCCUUGGAUUGUUUCAAGGCGCUCAAGAAUUGUCCCGAUUCGUUGGCCGAGCUGGUUUUAGAGGUAAAUUUUAAUUUUAUUCUCAUUUUGUAUUACGCUUUUCAUUUUGGAAUUCUUCAAGUUGAUUUUUUGCUCUUUCAGGAGCUAAAAGUUCGUUGGAAAGCGGCCGAAGAGCGAGUUAAACAGCUGGAUGCGCUGGCGAAGGCAGUGAAUUUUGAGAACAAGUCAGUGGAAGAAGAUCGGUGGGAGAUUGUGACAGAACUCAUCGAAAAAGCCGUUCAAGGAUUCGAUCUCAAGGCCGAGCAUGCGGUAAGCAACAUCUCUUUUAUCGACCUUAAAAUUUGGCGUAUUUUAAGAUCGAUAAAACAUCAUUAUGACGUAUUACAACGAACCAAAAAAUCGGAAAAAUUUUUUGGUUCACCCUAAUAUUUUCCUUUACAAAGUAGUAGGCUUUAUUUUCAGAAGAGAAAAGUCAAACUUGGCCAUCGAAUUGUCUUCGAGACCAAGCUGUUGUUGGUCAUAAACAGAGCCUUUGAUCGUGCCGAAGCUGUUCUCAAGGACUUCUACGCUCUUCACAACGAUCGAGACGCAGCCGGCUAUGAGCGAGAUGAUCUCCGGAUGGAGAUUCGCCUCUGCGACAUGUGCUUUGUGGAGGUUCAUACUGGAUUCCUGAAGAGUUAUUUGGGAGUUGAUUGGUAG
This is a messenger RNA of Bursaphelenchus xylophilus (pine wood nematode), 774 nucleotides long. Lineage: Eukaryota; Metazoa; Nematoda; Chromadorea; Rhabditida; Aphelenchoididae. The record is from the annotation of a GenBank genome assembly.